Molecule: messenger RNA, 1921 nt
Organism: Telopea speciosissima
Lineage: Eukaryota; Viridiplantae; Streptophyta; Magnoliopsida; Proteales; Proteaceae
Product: lipase-like PAD4
Exons: 4
Coding region: 14-1921 (635 amino acids)
Biological process (GO): lipid metabolic process
Source: RefSeq, a predicted model, not a curated record
AGAAGAAGAAGAGAUGGAAGGUGAACUGUUUGAAACAAGUGAGACGUUGGCAGAAUUUCUUGGUUCAACACAAUUGCUGUCAGAAUCAUGGAAGCUCUGCAACCUUGCCAACACUACAGCACCUCAUAGCCUGGUCGUGGAUCAAAUUGAAGAAGUGGGUUACGUAGCUUUUUCCGGUGUACAAUCGGUGAUCGGAGAUAAUUUGGUGGCGUUUGAAGAAUCAUCGUCUUCUGAUGGAGUUAGUUGUAGUAAUGGUAAUGGGCCUUUUUCAUCAUCUUGUAACAGAGAAGAUGGAGAAGAACCUGCCAUGGUUCAUUCUGGGUUCUUGAAUGUCUUCUUAAAUAUGUAUCACAGUCCUAUCUUCCGCAGUCAGAUGGAGGCAAUGAUGAACAGAAGCAAGGCAGUGAUUAUUACAGGACACUCAAUUGGAGGAGCAAUUGCUUCUCUUACAGCUCUUUGGUUGCUCUCUUCUUUACAAUCUUUUUCGUCUCCCUUGUCGAUCCUCUGCAUCACCUUUGGGUCUCCACUGCUAGGGAAUGAGUCUCUCUCAAAAGCAAUUCUCAGAGAAAGAUGGGGAGGAAAGUUCUGUCAUGUGGUCUCAAAGGAUGAUCUUGUGCCAAGACUAUUCUUUGCACCAAUAGCCUCCAUUACUUCACAACUUAACUAUUUACUACAGCUCUGGCAAUUCUCCAUGACAUCUCCACAGUUGGGUCAACAACUAGCAAUGCAAUUAACUGAGGAGGCUAGAAUUGAAUUCUACCACUACAUCUUAAGCCAUGUUGCAGCAGCAGCAGCAGCAGGAGGAGAAGGUUCAAUGAAUAGUUCAUAUAGGCCUUUUGGGAGUUACCUCUUGUGUUCUGAAAAAGGAGCAGUUUGUGUUGAGAAUGCAACAGCUGUUGUUCAAAUGCUGCAUUUGAUGUUUAUAACGAGUUCACCGAAUUCUAUCAUCGAUGAUCAUCUCAAGUAUGGAGAUGUUGUAGCGAAAAUCUCACAACAGUUUCUAAAGAGCAGAAGCUUCACAGAAGGGGUUCUUCCUGGGUCAAGUUAUGAAGUGGGGAUUUCACUAGCAUUGGAGGCUUCUGGGAUAGUAGGCCAGGACUUGGUUGCUGAGCAUGCCAGAGAAUGCCUAAAGAUGGCAAAACAGAUGGGUCAAAGGCCAAACCUGAAUAGUGCUAACCUUGCCAUUAGUUUAGCCAAGGUAACACCAUAUAGAGCUGAAAUUGAGUGGUACAAGUCACUGUGUGACGAAUCUGAUGAUCAAAUGGGCUACUAUGACUCCUUCAAGAACAGGGCAGGAAUUUCCAAGAGAGACCAUAAGGUGAACAUGAACCGAUUCAUGCUUGCUGGAUUUUGGGAUAAAGUAAUUUACAUGCUGGAGACUAAUCAGCUCCCCCAUGAUUUUCACUUCCGAGCGAAGUUUGUCAAUGCUUCUCAUUUCUACAAACUCCUUGUUGAGCCUUUAGACAUUGCAGAAUAUUAUAAGACAGGAAUGCACAAGAUCAAAGGUCAUUAUCUGAUGCAUGGGAGGGAGAGGAGAUAUGUGAUCUUUGAUAGAUGGUGGGGGAAUAGAAAAGAAGGAGGUGAAGAUAAUAGAAAGAGGAGCAAAUAUGCAGGGCUGACACAAGAUUCUUGCUUUUGGGCAAAAGUGGAGGAGGCAAAAGAUUGUUUAGACAAAGCAAGGAGUGAGAGAGAUCCAUCAAAGUUGGCUCAACUUUGGGAGAACAUGAACAAGUUUGAAUUUUAUAGUAGUCAAUUAAUUGACAAAAAAGAAGUUUCUAAAGAUGUUGUGGCAAAGAAUUCAAGUUAUAGUUUGUGGGUGGAAGAAUGGAAGGAGUUAAAAUACCAGUUAACCCAAAUCUCCUAUCAGUUCCCAGGUAACCUGAGAGGUGAAAGUAGUUCCUUUGCUUUCCCUAGGAAAUGA